CCGCCGCCCCCCGGCCGAGCCGCCGCGGACCGGCACCAUGUCGCUGUCGCGCUCGGAGGAGAUGCACCGGCUCACGGAGGGCGUCUACAAGGCCGUCAUGGAGCAGUUCAACCCCAGCCUGCGCAACUUCAUCGCCAUGGGCAAGAACUACGAGAAGGCGCUGGCAGGUGUGACCUAUGCGGCCAAAGGCUACUUCGAUGCUCUCGUGAAGAUGGGCGAGCUGGCCAGCGAGAGCCAGGGCUCCAAAGAACUGGGCGACGUCCUCUUCCAGAUGGCCGAGGUGCACAGGCAGAUCCAAAACCAGCUGGAAGAAAUGCUGAAGUCGUUUCACAACGAGCUGCUCAUGCAGCUGGAGCAGAAGGUGGAGCUGGACUCCAGGUACCUGAGCGCCGCGCUGAAGAAGUACCAGACGGAGCAGCGGGGCAGGGGCGAUGCGCUGGACAAGUGCCAGGCGGAGCUGAAGAAGCUGCGCAAGAAGAGCCAGGGCAGCAAGAACCCCCAGAAGUACUCGGACAAGGAGCUGCAGUUCAUCGACGCCAUCAGCAACAAGCAGGGCGAGCUGGAGAGCUACGUGUCGGACGGCUACAAGACGGCCCUGACGGAGGAGCGCCGGCGGUUCUGCUUCCUGGUGGAGAAGCAGUGCGCCGUGGCCAAGAACGCCGCCGCCUACCACUGCAAGGGCAAGGAGCUGCUGGCGCAGAAGCUGCCGCUGUGGCAACAGGCCUGCGCCGACCCCAACAAGAUCCCGGACCGCGCGGUGCAGCUGCUGCAGCAGGUGGUGGGCAGCAACGGCGCCAUGCUCCCCAGCGCCCUGUCUGCCUCCAAGUCCGACCUGGUCAUUUCGGACCCCAUCCCGGGGGCCAAGCCCCUGCCGGUGCCCCCCGAGCUGGCCCCGUUCGUGGGGCGGCUGUCAGCCCAGGAGAACGUGCCCAUCCUGAACGGCAUCUCGGGCCCGGACAGCGAGGACUACAACCCCUGGGCUGACCGCAAGGCCGCCCAGCCCAAGUCCUCGUCUCCCCCACAGUCCCAGGGCAAGAUGAGCGACUCCUACUCCAACACGCUCCCCGUGCGCAAGAGCGUCACCCCGAAAAACAGCUACGCCACCACAGAGAACAAGACCCUGCCCCGCUCCAGCUCCAUGGCGGCCGGCCUGGAGCGCAACGGCCGCACGCGGGUGAAGGCCAUCUUCUCGCACGCGGCGGGGGACAACAGCACGCUGCUGAGCUUCAAGGAGGGCGACCUCAUCACGCUGCUGGUGCCCGAGGCCCGCGACGGCUGGCAUUACGGCGAGAGCGAGAAGACCAAGAUGCGGGGCUGGUUCCCCUUCUCCUACACCCGCGUCCUGGACGGCGACGGCAGCGACAGGUUGCACAUGAGCCUGCAGCAGGGCAAGAGCAGCAGCACAGGCAACCUCCUGGACAAGGACGACCUGGCCCUCCCGCCGCCCGACUACGGCACCUCCUCGCGCGCCUUCCCCGCCCCGACGGCCGGCGCCUUCAAGCAGAGGCCCUACAGCGUGGCCGUGCCCGCCUUCUCCCAGGGUCUGGACGACUACGGGGCGCGGGCUGUGAGCAGGAACCCCUUCGCCGACGUCCAGCUGAAGCCGACGGUGACCGACGACAGGUCCGCCCCUCUCCUCAGCUGAAGGUCGCGCGUCCCCCCGCUGCUGUUCGCGCACACGGUCUGCAUCUGCGG
Messenger RNA from Talpa occidentalis (Iberian mole), 1695 nucleotides. RefSeq names its product BAR/IMD domain containing adaptor protein 2 (gene BAIAP2). Bases 38 to 1645 code for a protein of 535 amino acids. NCBI's taxonomy places the organism in Eukaryota, Metazoa, Chordata, Mammalia, Eulipotyphla, Talpidae. The record is from RefSeq and is a predicted model, not a curated record. Gene Ontology annotation, molecular function: cytoskeletal adaptor activity; protein binding. Gene Ontology annotation, cellular component: nucleoplasm; cytosol. Gene Ontology annotation, biological process: plasma membrane organization; actin crosslink formation; actin filament bundle assembly. The transcript is spliced from 14 exons.